UUAACGUUGUGGGGAAAAAAGAUAGAAGAGGAAAAGUCAUAAAAAGCAUAAGAAUCUGCAACAAAUAGUCAUGGCUGCGCUUGGGGACCAAUCAGAGGAACAAGCCAUGGCUGCCCAACCUAAACCUCAGAACCGACCCAUUUCUAACAUCGUCAUCGUCGUUGCUAUGCAGACGGAGGCACUUCCCAUUGUUAACAGAUUCCAGCUCACUGAGGACCCUGACACCCCGUUUCCGCAAGGGGUUCCUUGGGUCCGUUAUCAGGGGACAUACAAAGAUCUUAAUAUAAGCUUGAUUUGGCCGGGAAAAGAUCCAACUUUGGGGGUUGAUAGUGUAGGCACGAUAUCAUCUGCUCUUGUAACGUAUGCUGCUAUUCAAGCAUUACAACCAGACUUGAUCAUCAAUGCAGGCACUGCUGGUGGCUUCAAGGCCAAAGGAGCUAGUAUUGGUGAUGUUUUCAUUGUAUCAGAUUGUGCUUUUCACGACAGAAGAAUACCCAUACCUGUUUUUGAUCUGUAUGGAGUUGGUUUACGUAAAGCCUUUGUAGCACCCAACCUUGUAAAGGAGCUUAAUCUAAAGGUGGGUAAAUUGUCUACUGGUGACUCUUUAGAUAUGACACAGCAGGAUGAAUCGUCAAUCAUUGCAAAUGAUGCCACAGUUAAAGAUAUGGAGGGAGCAGCUAUUGCUUAUGUUUCUGACCUUCUGAAAGUUCCUGCAAUAUUUGUAAAAGCUGUGACUGAUAUCAUUGAUGGUGACAAACCAACUGCAGAAGAAUUCCUGCAAAAUUUGGCAGCUGUAACUACUGCACUUGAUCUGGCAGUUGAACAAGUUAUUAAUUUUAUUAAUGGAAAGUGCGAAUCUGAACUUUGACAACCCAAUUUCACCUUCCAGAGUUUUUUUUUGUAUGCAAUGUUACACGGUGGGCUCCAAUUGUACACUACUACCAUUAUUUGGUUGGGAAUUUGUGAGAUUUAAGUAAAAAUACAAACUUAUAAACUGAAGAUAUUGCAGCCCCACCUCCCAUCUCUCUUUUGUACUGUUCUGGCCCUGCAGGCUGUAUAAGUUAUCUGGCAAAGAUUGUGGCAAUCAUUGUAAACAUGUACGAUGACAUACUUUAGUGAAUCACAUGUAGCAUAUGGAUGAUUAUUUGUCUCUGAAAUUUUCCAUGAUGAUGGAAUGAUUGAGUAAGUUGAUUUUAAUAAUGGAAGGCCCCUAAUUCAUGGUUGU
Molecule: messenger RNA, 1225 nt
Organism: Glycine soja
Lineage: Eukaryota; Viridiplantae; Streptophyta; Magnoliopsida; Fabales; Fabaceae
Product: 5'-methylthioadenosine/S-adenosylhomocysteine nucleosidase 2-like
Exons: 8
Coding region: 71-868 (265 amino acids)
Biological process (GO): nucleoside metabolic process
Molecular function (GO): methylthioadenosine nucleosidase activity
Source: RefSeq, a predicted model, not a curated record